UGUUUGAUCCCGACGACAAGGUUGCUUGUGUAAUCUUGUAAAUGAUUGCUUAUUUAAGUUAAUAGGAAGCCUGUUAACUGUUAAAACAUGAGUCGGUUUCGUAAAUUCAUGAUGGAAUGGAACCGAGUGAUACUUGGUUCUGUCCUGACAGCUGGUUCUCUUGCUGAGCUCUUUGGCUUUUGUGCUCCAGAGACAGUGUUUCUAAGGGAAUACAAGUACCUGCUGACAUUAAAGGAGAUGGAAGAGCCUUACCCUCUGACCCCAAAACUGGAGGAGGCCAGGAAUGAGGUAUUCAAAGAUUUGAUCCGCAAAGGCAGACUGUCACAGAAACAGUUGGAGAAGAUUGACAUCAUUAUAAAUGGUGACAUGAAUGAUCCAUUUCACAAGGGAAAUCUGAAUUCUCGAUUUGGGACUUUUGUGGCUCUUCCUAUAACAUUUACAUAUAAUCAUCCUGAGGAAGUUCCUAUGGAUAAUUUCAUGAUUGGACAAACCCUCCCAAUUGAAGAUGGGACCCAAGAGGGAGCAGUCCUCAAAAAAUCUAUUAUUCAGGGAAAAAACGCAGUCAAAUAUGCAUUACUGCGGGAGUGUCUACUAACAGAUAGCUAUGACAUGCAGAUUAAGUAUGUACUUUUGACAAUGUUUUUAGCCAUUUGUUCAGCUCUUGUGUAUCUUAGUGUAACACGUAUCAAAUCUCGAUCGCAGAUGUUACUUACAAUCCUGCCAAGUAUUCCAAUCAAUGGACUCGUUCUCUUACAAUUCUGGUGUUUGUACAAACGCAGGAAAGAUUCCAGUGUAGAUAUGGAAGUAGCAGAGUUUGGUCCGGAUUAUGUAUUAGGAGGACUAGAAUAUUACACACAGAUUGUUCGUCGAAAUAAAGCACUGUAUUAUAUUAUGAAAGACAACACUAGAGAUCAUUUUACUGCUGCAGGGAAUGAGAAGGAAUAUUUUUUCUGGAAUGACCGUAUUCCAGUUAAGACCAAAAGGGAUUUUUUCAAGCAAAAAGUAGAAGAAAUGAAUGAUGCUAUUAAAGAAAAAAUUCAGUAAAUCAACAUGUAUAAAAAUGUUUUCAUGAAUAUUUAUGACUAAGAAUAAACAUCAUAACAUUGCU
This is a messenger RNA of Saccostrea echinata, 1108 nucleotides long. RefSeq lists its product as uncharacterized. The transcript has 3 exons. Lineage: Eukaryota; Metazoa; Mollusca; Bivalvia; Ostreida; Ostreidae. The record is from RefSeq and is a predicted model, not a curated record. Bases 88 to 1044 code for a protein of 318 amino acids.